This is a messenger RNA of Colletotrichum scovillei, 1236 nucleotides long. RefSeq names its product phospholipase A2. The coding region runs from base 1 to 1200 and encodes 399 amino acids. Gene Ontology annotation, molecular function: 2-oxoglutarate-dependent dioxygenase activity. The transcript has 4 exons. NCBI's taxonomy places the organism in Eukaryota, Fungi, Ascomycota, Sordariomycetes, Glomerellales, Glomerellaceae. The record is from RefSeq and is a predicted model, not a curated record.
AUGAACUCCCGAGACCAGGCGGUCCCAGAGGACGACCCCCUGGCCGAGCUCAUCACCACCUACAACGAGCUCAACGGCGCCUUCAUCGAGGAACUCGACGAGGAGCCGAGCCCUCUCGAGUUCAUGCGCUACGUCGCCCGCAACACACCCUUUGUCGUCCGCGGCGUCGCCUCCUCGUGGCAGUCGAAUAAGACGUGGGAUAAGGAGUAUCUGCUGCGCAUGUUUAAAGAUCAGACUGUGAAUGUUGCCGUGACGCCUUUUGGUAAUGCAGACGCUCCAACCGACCAUGAAGGAAAUGUCGUUUUCGCGAAGCCACACGAGGAGGAUCAGGAUUUCGAAGAGUUUCUCAACUAUGUAAUCAACCAAGAAAAGAGUAAAGAUACGGCCUCAGAAGUCAGAUAUGCUCAGACACAAAACGACAACCUCCGUAACGAAUACCUCCCCCUCUUCACCCACGUACCCCCCUCCAUCCCCUUCGCCCGCAUCGCUCUCGACCGCGACCCGGACGCCAUCAACCUCUGGAUCGGCGCCUCCCGCUCCGUCACCGCCCUCCACAAGGACAACUACGAAAACAUCUACGUCCAGGUCCGCGGCCGCAAACACUUUGUCCUCCUCCCGCCAUGCUGCCACCCCUGCGUCAACGAGACGGCCCUCGCGCCCGCGACAUAUUCUCGUCGGAGAGGAAAAGAUGGUGAGCUGGUGUUGAAUAUGGACCGGGCCGAAGGCAGCGAAGGCAGUGAAGCAGAAAGAGGAGGAGAAGAAGAAGAAGAAGAAGAAGAAGAAGAAGAAGAAGAAGAAGAAGAAGAAGAAGAAGAAGAAGAAGAAGAAGAAGAAGAAGAAGAAGAAGAAGAAGAAGAAGAAGAAGAAGAAGAAGAAGGUGAUGAAGAAGAAACGGCAACAUCAAAUACUAUCCCCUUUGCGACGUGGGAUCCGGAUCAGCCGCAGGUCAACGCGACGCCCUACUCCCACCUCGCCGAGCCCGUCCGCGUCACGCUGGAGCCAGGUGAUAUGCUCUACCUACCCGCCAUGUGGUACCACAAGGUUUCCCAGUCCUGUCCGGAAGACGGCGAAGGCUUCGUUCUAGCCGUCAAUUACUGGUACGACAUGGAGUUCAGCGGUCCGUUAUACCCCCUCAGCGCCUUUGUGAGGAACGUCAGUCUCAAGACAGCACCGGCAACUUCACAAGGCAAGACAACAUAGCACAUGAGCAAGCAUCGCCCGAGCAUCAAAAAAAAG